AUCUCUUACACUCCUCCAUCAUCAUUCUUUCUCUCUCUAAAACACCUUCAUAUGCUUCUGAAUUCUGGAGUGAGAAAUUCGUAUGAAAAGAAGCACGCAUACAGUAUGUUUUACUGUGUGUAACUCUUUCUUGGCAACUGCACCCACAACAUAAUCAUCAUCUUCCACCGGUGAUUACCUUUGAAAUAAUUCGAAUCUAGACACGUUUAUGUAAUUUGAUGGCGAAAAGUGAGGUCUUUGAAGGGGAUCAGAGCGUGGCGGUGGCGAAGGUCACGACGGAGUUGAAGAAGGAAUUGCAUAGACUUGUGAAAGCGAUUAUUGAAGAUUCAUCAUCGGAGGAUGAAAAUGGAUUUGGAUGUAUUGACAGAGCGAAUCAGACUUUGCAAGCUUUGAAGGAAUUGAAAGAGGGAGGAGGGAAACAACGAUCGUCUUCGAUUAAACGGCUCAAUGAUAAUAAUCGUAACAACAAUGAAAGUUCGACGUCGGUUUGGGCUUCUUGUCCACAGGAAUUUCGUUGCCCUCUGUCUAAAGAACUCAUGAGAGAUCCUGUUAUCCUCUCUACUGGUCAGACAUACGAUAGGCCUUUUAUCCAGAAAUGGUUGAAAGCUGGAAACAGGAUAUGUCCUAGAACCCAACAAGUUCUUUCACACACCAUUUUAACACCAAAUCACUUGGUCAGAGACAUGAUAACCCAAUGGUGUAAGAAUCGUGGAGUCCAAUUCCCUGGUCCUCUCCAAUAUCCAGAACAAGACGGGUUAACAGAAGCUGAUCGUGAUCUUUUCAUCUCUCUUCUCAAGAAAAUGUCAUCUACACAAUCUGAGCAAAAAGAAGCAGCCAGAACUUUAAGAUCAUUAACAAAGAGAAUGCCUUCAUUUCGUGCAUUAUUUGGUGAGUCUCUUGAAGCCAUACCUCAGUUACUUACACCAUUAGCCCAAAACAAAUCUCAAACCGAAAUCCACCCUGAUCUUCAAGAAGAUCUGAUCACAACACUUCUGAAUCUCUCAAUCCAUGACAACAACAAGAAACUCGUUGCAGAGACACCAAUGGUGAUUCCUCUGUUACUGGACGCAUUAAGAUCUGGAACAAUUGAAACAAGAAGCAAUGCAGCUGCUACCCUUUUCACUUUAUCAGCUCUGGACUCCAAUAAGUCCUUAAUUGGAAAAGCAGGUGCUUUGAAACCACUUAUUGAUCUCUUGGAAGAAGGGCAUCCGUUAGCAAUGAAAGAUGUUGCUUCUGCUAUCUUUAAUUUAUGUAUCACCCAUGAAAAUAAAGCUAGAGCUGUAAGAGAUGGUGGUGUAAGGGCACUUUUGAAUAAAAUCAAGAACAGGGUCCACGUGGACGAGUUAUUAGCCAUUCUUGCGAUGCUUUCAAGCAACCAAAAAGCUGUUGAAGAAAUGGGGGAUCUUGGAGCUGUUUCUUGUUUGCUUUCUUUAAUAAAGGAGACCAAUUGUGCACGAAAUAAAGAAAACUGUAUUGCUGUUUUAUACACCAUUUGUUACUAUGAUCGAACUAAAUGGAAGGAAAUGAGGGAAGAAGAGAGUAAUUAUGGAACACUUUCUCAAAUCAUGCAAAAUGGGACUUCAAGGGCAAAAAGGAAAGCUAGUGGGAUUCUUGAUAGGCUUAAUAGAGCGAUCAAUCUCACACACACCGCUUGAGACUUGAGAAGCUCAAGGGGUUUUCUGUAAAUUCAACAUCUUCAUUCAUGUCAGGUUUGAGUUUUUAGUUAAUUUUGUUGUGUCUUUACUCUUUUUCAACCUCAAUUUUGUAAAUUCUUGUCUCGGGUUUGAAGGUCAUAUAGUCGAUGUAAAUAAUUACUAUUACUAUGAUAUUAUAUGCUUAUAUAUUUAUAUAUAUAUAUUUUUUAUUUUCUAUAAA
Messenger RNA from Lactuca sativa (garden lettuce), 1875 nucleotides. RefSeq names its product U-box domain-containing protein 9. Lineage: Eukaryota; Viridiplantae; Streptophyta; Magnoliopsida; Asterales; Asteraceae. Gene Ontology annotation, molecular function: protein binding; ubiquitin-protein transferase activity. The record is from RefSeq and is a predicted model, not a curated record. Gene Ontology annotation, biological process: protein ubiquitination.